Messenger RNA from Maniola jurtina (meadow brown), 1365 nucleotides. RefSeq lists its product as uncharacterized. The record is from RefSeq and is a predicted model, not a curated record. The transcript has a single exon. Lineage: Eukaryota; Metazoa; Arthropoda; Insecta; Lepidoptera; Nymphalidae. Bases 61 to 1365 code for a protein of 434 amino acids. Gene Ontology annotation, biological process: regulation of sodium ion transport. Gene Ontology annotation, molecular function: sodium channel regulator activity.
UGCGCGCAACCCACCCAUACGUCAGUGGAGUCAGCUCGCGAGCGGUCGCUGGUCUCCACGAUGCCGAAGCCCACCCCGGUCGAGGACCUCAUCAUCCCGCCCCAGGACACCAAGAUAUGCGGCACCAUAUGCGUGUGUCAGAUGACGGCCGUCCUUAGCUGCGUGGCCAUCGUGUACCUCACCGUGGCCAUCUACAUGCCUUACACCCGCGCGAUCGCCUCCGGCAUCGAUCCCACGCCGAUCAUGUGCACGACAACCAGAGCCGUGAACAAAGACAACUGCGAUUGGGGAUCCUGUGGCGAGUGGUGCUUGAGCAAAACCUCCGGAGCCUGCAUUCAAAUCUACGUCAACGUCAGGAAAAACGGAACAUCUCUCCUCCUAUCCGAAUGUGGAAGCGCAGCCAACAAAACCUGUUACGGAAUCGAUCAAGAAAACGCCAAGAAGUACCAUUGCAUACGAGAUGAAUGUAGAAACCUUACUGGCACAUUCAAUUGCACUGAAGGAAAAUGCAUAAACAUAACGGACGCUUUCGAAUGCGCUUUCAGAGACACGGACCCACCGUUGAAAUGCUCCGGAAGGAGAGGAAAGAUAACGUGUAUAGACGUUCAUGGAUUGUUUUCGUGUAGUAGAGGCACUUGUAGGAAAAUAAAAACACCGUACAAUUGUGACCGACGCUGCGUCGAUAUCCCGACCCGUCAUAAAAACGUUAUAGUGUUAAGUGGUGAUAGAGUUUUUCUUGCAAGGUGUUCGAAAUUAGCGAAAGAGGACGGCGGUAGUAUUGUGUGGACUGACUCUGGUGAAGAAGUGCUAAUGUUAUCCUGCCAUGCAGUUCACAAUGGCUCCUCAGGGGUGGUAGCUGUGGAUUGUAUCAAUGCAGCUCUGUUACCACGAACAGAUAUAUCAGAUCUGACUAACUUUACUUAUCUGCAAUAUUUAUACACUGUGAAAGCUGUACCGAAUAGAGUUAUUGCUCCAUCAGAAGUAGAAUUGACUAUGGCUAAUGACAGUCGAUUGAUGAUCAAUCUGGAAGGCUGUGUUAAUACUCUCAUUGAUGAGUGUAAAGAUUUUUUGAAAACAUUUGGACGCGAUGGAACGGAUCAUAAUGCUAAAGCCAGAUUCCCUUGCUUUUACACUGAAAACAAUCCUGAUAUUGUGGUUGCUAGAUUCGAUUUAAAUGCCACUUAUCGCCAGUUCCUGGUUGCUUUGGUCCUGCCGACAGUUUUAGUGGUUGUGUCGUGUAUUACUUUGUUGUUAUGUCAAACGACUGUAGUGGUUGGUGAUGAUGCGAAGAUGAGGUUUAAGAGUUGCGCUGGUGGGCAGGCUGAGCUGCAGCUCUCACCAAACGAUCCUGUUUCUCCCCUCUGA